AUGGCACCAGGAGUCUCAGACCAUUGCAUGUCUCUAACAUGGCUAGUCAAAGAAGUUCCUGCUAAUAGGCCAAAGCCGUUCAAAUUCUUCAAUUUUUGGGCUACUCAUCCAAGCUUCAUAAAUGUAGUAAGUCAUUCAUGGUCCCAACCUGCUCAUGGCGAUCCUAUGCAAAUUCUCCUUACUAAACUUAAAAGACUCAAAGUAUGUCUUAAGUGUUCUAAUAAGGAAAAUUAUAGCAAUCUCUCUGAUCGAAUCAAGCUUAAAAGAAUAGAGUUGGAACAUCAACAACUACUCACUUUAAAGGGACAUGACACAAUCGAUAAGGAACUAUUAUUACAAAAAGAGCUGAAUACUUUGGAAGAUUCUGAAGUUGCGUUCCUUAAGCAAAAGGCAAAAGUGCAGUUGAUUAAAGAUGGAGAUAAAAAUUCCAGAUUUUUCUAUUCGAUGAUUUCUUUUAAAAACAAAAGGGAUACUGUCCGAGUUCUUGUGGAUGAUCAAGGCAAUAGAUUGGAGUCCUUUGAAACAAUGUCAAAAGAAGUAAUCUCAUUCUUUUCCAAUCUGAUUAGAACAACUGACAACCUAGUCAAAGAUAUCGAUCCUAUUCUUCUCAAAGACCUUUUCAACUAUUCAUUGACAUAUGAAGCUUCUUCUAGCCUUGUUAAGGAUAUUACUCGAGAAAAAAUCCAGAAAGCAGUUUUCUGCCAAGGUAAUGAUAAAGCUUCUGGACCCGACGGUUUCGCCCCUUUCUUCUUCAAGAACUCUUGGAAUAUAGUGGGUGAGGAUGUUGUAGCUGCUAUUAAAUUCUUAUUUCUCAAUGCUAAAAUUCACCAUGCUUUUAACUCUACUAUUAUUGCUCUUGUUCCUAAAGUUCCAAAUCCGAGUGCAGUUAAAGACUAUCGGCCUAUCUCUUGUUGUUCUGUUAUCAACAAAAUCAUUACCAAAAUCAUCGUUAGAAGAUUGACUGAUGUUCUCCCAGAGAUUAUUACUUUGAAUCAAACAACUUUCAUCAGAGGAAGGAGCAUUAUAGAUAAUACCCUCCUUGCACAGGAGAUGGUUAAAGGCUAUGCAAGGAAAUCCAUUUCCCCGAGAUGCGCUCUGAAGAUCGACCUUCAUAAAGCUUUUGAUUCCAUUCACUGGGGAUUCAUCAUUCAAAUUCUUAAAGCUCUCAAUCUCCCUAUUGCUUUCAAUGCUUGGAUCGAAGCUUGUUUCACAGGAGCAAGGUACUCCAUUUCUUUUAAUGGUACCUUAAUCGGCUAUUUUAAAGGAGUUAGAGGCCUAAGGCAGAGAGACCCUUUAUCCCCCUACCUUUUUGUUCUUGCAAUGAAUAUUUUAUCCAUAAUGCUAAAUUUAGUUGCCGAAAGAGGAAUGCUUGGCUUCCAUCUAAAGUGUAGGAAAAUUGGUCUUACUCAUCUCUCGUUUGCUGACGAUUUAUUGAUCUUUUGCAAAGGUAAUGUUGACUAUGUUGUUGGUGUUCUCACUACUCUUGACCAAUUCUAUGAUGUCUUUGGGCUCAAGCUGAAUCCUGCCAAAUGUGAGAUUUUUGCUGCGGGGAUUCAUCCAAGAAUCAUGGAGAAUUUAAAAAUUAUUACAGGGUUUAAAAUUGGAAAUCUCCCUGUUCAUUAUCUUGGUAUUCCUCUUGUCACCCGUAAACUUACUGAAAAGGAUUGCCAAGCUUUAAUCGACAAUAUCAAGCUCAAACUUCAUCACUGGUCUAACAGAAAUCUCAGUUAUGCAGGCCGAUUAGAGCUCAUCAGAUCAGUCUUAUUCAAUGUCAGCAGCUACUGGUGCAGACAACUUGUUCUACCAGCUUCCAUUCUUAAAAAAGUGGAUCAGAUUUGCUCCAGGUACUUCUGGAAAGGAGCAGAUAAAUCUGCUGCUGGUGCUCGUGUGAGUUGGGAUAAAAUUUGUAUUUCCAAAUCAGAAGGUGGCCUCGGAUUGAAGAACAUUAAAACUUGGAACAAAGCUUGUCUCAUUAUCCUCAUCCGGAAAAUAUUAGCAGGAGACGGAUCCCUGUGGGUAGCGUGGCUUAAGGCAUAUGUCUUUAAGGAGCAGGAUUUUUGGCACUAUCAAGCAGCAACUAACUUAAGUUGGACCAUCAACAGGAUCUUAAAAUCAAGAGUUGAAGCUCUUCCAUUCCUUUCCACCGGUUCUCCGCAAGCUAAUGAAAUUUGGGACUUGAUUCGUUGCAAAGGGCAGACUGUUAUAUGGCACAAACUCAUUUGGUUCCCAUUCCUAAGUUCAUCUUAA
Messenger RNA from Hibiscus syriacus, 2247 nucleotides. RefSeq lists its product as uncharacterized. The transcript has a single exon. Bases 1 to 2247 code for a protein of 748 amino acids. Lineage: Eukaryota; Viridiplantae; Streptophyta; Magnoliopsida; Malvales; Malvaceae. The record is from RefSeq and is a predicted model, not a curated record.